CAUGACUUCAUCACAGCACAUCCAUCUCUCACAGUCACAGUCACACACUCCGUACAGCGAUGGCGAGGCUAGUCGGGGUGCUGUGCGCCCUGCUCGCCGCCGCCACUGUCGCCGCGGCGGCGGCCGCCGAGACGGAGGUCCAGUCUUCCUACAUCGUGCACGUCGCGGGGGAGCACGCGCCCCGGUCGUCGCACCCGCGCUUGCUCGCCCGCGGGUACACCUCCUUGCUGCGUGACAGCCUCCCGGCGAGCAUCUCGCGGCCGGCGCCGAGGCUGCUCUACUCGUACGCGCACGCCGCCACGGGCUUCGCGGCGCGGCUCACGGAGCGCCAGGCUGCGCACCUCGCGUCCCAGCCUUCCGUGCUCGCCGUCGCGGCGGACGGGAUCCGGCAGCUGCACACCACGCUGACGCCCUCCUUCCUCCGCCUCUCGACCUCUUCGGGGCUGCUCCCGGCGUCCAACGGCGCCACGGACGUCGUGAUAGGCGUCCUCGACACCGGCAUCUACCCCGAGGACCGCGCCUCCUUCGCCGCUGACCCGUCGAUGCCGCCGCCUCCCAGGAGGUUCCGCGGCAGCUGCGUCUCGACGCCGUCAUUCAACGCCUCGGCCUACUGCAACAACAAGCUCGUCGGCGCCAAGUUCUUCCACGAAGGGUACGAGGCUGCAUACGGCAACCGGCUUGACGAGACAGAGGACCCCAGGUCGCCGCUCGACAGCAACGGUCACGGGACGCACACCGCCUCCACCGCCGCCGGCUCGGCAGUGGCGGGCGCCGCCUUCUACAACUACGCCAAAGGCAAAGCAGUCGGCAUGGCCCCGGGCGCGCGCAUUGCCGCCUACAAGGUCUGCUGGACAAAUGGAUGCGCGGACUCUGACAUCCUAAAGGCGUUUGACGAGGCCAUCAAGGACGGGGUCGACGUCAUCUCCCUCUCCCUCGGUGCCGUGGGUGAGCCGCCAAACUUUCAUGAAGAUCAGAUAGCCAUAGGCGCGUUCAACGCCGUCCGCAAGGGCAUCGUUGUCUCUGCCUCCGCGGGGAACUCGGGCCCCGGCGAGUACACCGCCAAAAACAUCGCGCCAUGGUUUAUCACGGUCGGUGCGUCAACCAUCAACCGCCGGUUCCCGGCGACCGUCGUCCUCGGCAACGGCGAGACCUUCACCGGCUUUUCACUCUAUGCUGGAGCGCCGCUCAGUGAAGCCAAGAUACCGCUAGUGUAUGGCGGGGACGUGGGCUCGGAAGUCUGCGAAGCUGGGAAGCUCAACGCCAGCUUGGUAGCCGGGAAGAUCGUGGUGUGCGAUCCGGGCGUGAACGGUCGGGUAGAAAAAGGAGAAGUUGUGAGACUUGCCGGAGGAGCCGGGGCAAUCCUCGUCGGCAACGAAGUGUUCGGUGAGCAGGUCAUCACCAGCCCGCACAUCCUUCCCGCGACGGCCGUCACGUUCGCCGCUGCCGAGAAGAUCAAGAAGUACAUGAGGACGAAGAACGCGUCCCCCGUCGCGACGAUCGUGUUCCAAGGCACGGUCGUCGGCCGGAAACCUUCUUCUCCAAGAAUGGCGUCCUUCUCGAGCCGGGGCCCGAACUUCCGCGCGCCGGUGAUCCUCAAACCGGACGUCACCGCCCCUGGAGUGGACAUCCUUGCAGCCUGGACCGGCGCGAACUCACCCACGGAGCUCGACAGCGACAAGAGGCGUGUGCACUUCAACAUCAUCUCCGGCACCUCCAUGUCGUGCCCGCACGUGAGCGGCAUCGCCGCGCUGCUCCGGCAGGCGCACCCGGACUGGAGCCCCGCCGCGAUCAAGUCCGCGCUGAUGACCACCGCGUACAACGUGGAUAACGCCGGCGACAUCAUCAGGGAUAUGUCCACCGGCCAGGCGUCCACGCCGUUCGUGCGCGGGGCCGGCCACGUAGACCCCAACCGCGCCGCCGACCCGGGCCUCGUGUACGACGCCGGCGCUGACGACUACAUGUCCUUCCUCUGCGCGAUCGGUUACACCGACGAGCAGAUCGCCAAGUUCACGACGAAAGGCGACCCGGCGGUGAACUGUUCGACGAGAAGGGCCACCGCCGGCGACCUCAACUACCCGGCCUUCUCGGUGGUGUUCGUCAACUCCACCAAGAACGAGGUCACGCAGCGCCGCGUCGUGCGCAACGUCGGGAGCAACGUCAGGGCCAAGUACAGGGUCGCCGUCACCAGGCCGGCCGGCGUGCGUGUCACGGUGAAGCCACGGAUUCUGAGGUUCAACCGACGGCAGCGGACGCAGGAGUAUGCGGUGACUUUUAUGCCAUUGGUGGGGGCGAACGUGACCGAGAAGUACACGGACGGGUCGAUCGUGUGGAGCGACGGGAAGCACAGGGUGACGAGCCCCCUGGCCAUCACAUGGCCUGUAAGCCAAGUAGCGGCGAUGUGAUGUGUGUGUCUGUGUCUUGUUUAAUUUUUUUGUAAGUCGCAGUUUAUGAAAUAAUAAGCUGGCCUCAUUUCAGCAUUCUUCCGUUU
This is a messenger RNA of Setaria italica (foxtail millet), 2488 nucleotides long. Its product is annotated as subtilisin-like protease SBT1.4. Gene Ontology annotation, molecular function: serine-type endopeptidase activity. The transcript has a single exon. NCBI's taxonomy places the organism in Eukaryota, Viridiplantae, Streptophyta, Magnoliopsida, Poales, Poaceae. Gene Ontology annotation, biological process: proteolysis. The coding region runs from base 60 to 2402 and encodes 780 amino acids. The record is from RefSeq and is a predicted model, not a curated record.